AUGUUCGUGUUAAUUUCUACACUCAGAAUCUUGGUUCGAUAUGUUCCAGUUAAGUUACCAAAUCCAAAUCUAAGAUGGGUUUCAAGUUCCACCAAAGCCCUUCCAUUUGUGCAAGACCCACAACACUGCAUUCGCGUUUUCUGCAAUGCCAGGCAAUACCAGAAUCACGCAGAGUACGAGCUUGCAUUGGUUUCCGCUCUCAAGUCCUGUUCCUCUCUCUCCACCUCCUAUCAGGGCCGCCAAAUUCAUUCUCUGGUCUUCAAACUCGGACUCCAUUCCAACACGUUCAUUGGGAAUAGCUUGAUCAACCUGUAUGCAAAAUGCGGUUUAAUUUGUGGUGCCCGGUUACUGUUUGAGGCUUGUCCUACGUUGGACCCUGUCUCCUGUAACAUUAUGGUUUCUGGGUAUGUAAAAGCUGGUCAAUUGGACAAUGCCCGCCAACUGUUUGACAUAAUGCCUGGUAAAGGUUGUGUCUCCUACACCACCAUGAUAAUGGGUCUUGUCCAAAAUGAGUGCUUUGAAGAAGCCCUUGAGGUUUUCAAGGACAUGAGGUCUGAUGGUGUGGUCCCAAAUGAUUUGACUCUGGUGAAUGUGAUAUCAGCUUGCUCACAUUUUGGUGAAAUUUUGAACUGUCGAAUGAUUCAUGCCUUGGCUAUUAAAUUGUUCGUUGAGGGGUUGGUUCUUGUUUCGACGAAUUUGAUGCAUGCAUACUGUCUUUGUUCAGGUAUAGGGGAAGCAAGAAGGUUGUUUGACAAGAUGCCUGAACGGAAUUUAGUCUCGUGGAAUGUAAUGUUGAAUGGAUAUGCAAAGGCAGGGCUUGUUGACACGGCCAGGGAGUUGUUUGAGAGAAUUCCCGAUAAAGAUGUGAUUUCAUGGGGCACAAUGAUUGAUGGGUAUAUCCAAAUGGAUUGUUUGCAUGAAGCUUUGAUGGUGUAUCAUGCAAUGCUACAAACUGGACAGGGUCCUAAUGAGGUCAUGGUUGUGAAUUUGAUUUCAGCAUGUGGUCGGCUGACUGCAAUUGGUGAUGGUCAGCAAUUGCAUGGAACAGUCGUUAAGAGAGGCUUUGACUGUUAUAACUUUAUACAGACUACAAUCAUCCAUUUUUAUGCAGCUUGUGGGAUGAUGGACCUUUCCUUUUUGCAAUUUGAAGUGGGUUUAAAAGAUCACCUAGAAUCAUGGAAUGCUCUUGUUGCUGGUUUCAUGAAAAAUGGAAUGAUGGACCAGGCUAGGCAUAUUUUUGAUGAAAUGCCUGAAAGAGAUGUCUUUUCAUGGAGUACCAUGAUUUCUGGCUACGCACAAACUGAACAGCCCAAAAUGGCUCUUGAAAUCUUCCAUAAAAUGGUAGCCGGUGGGAUCAAACCAAAUGAAGUUACCAUGGUGAGUGUAUUCUCUGCAAUUGCCACGUUAGGCACAUUGAAGGAAGGAAGACGGGCCCAUGAAUAUGUAUGUAGUGAGUCUAUUCCUUUGAAUGACAAUUUACGUGCUGCUCUGAUUGAUAUGUAUGCAAAAUGUGGGAGCAUCAACACUGCCUUACAAUUUUUCAAUCAGAUGCGAGACAAAGCCUAUUCUGUGUCCCCUUGGAAUGCAAUUAUUUGUGGGUUAGCCUCGCAUGGACAUGCAAGUAUGUGCCUAGAGGUUUUUUCCGAUUUGCAGAGGUAUCAUAUUAAACCCAAUCAGAUUACAUUCAUAGGAGUCCUAAGUGCUUGUUGCCAUGCCGGGAUGGUAGAUCCGGGGCGAAGAAUAUUUAAAAGCAUGAAGAGUGUAUACAAUGUGGAACCAGAUAUCAAGCAUUAUGGUUGUAUGGUUGAUCUUUUGGGCCGAGCUGGGCUAUUAGAAGAAGCUGAGGAAAUGAUAAGGAGCAUGCCAAUGGAGGCCGACAUGGUGAUAUGGGGAACUUUAUUAGCAGCAUGUAGAACUCAUGGAAAUGUCAAUAUAGGAGAGAGGGCUGCAGAGAGUUUGGCAGGGUUGGCACCAUCGCAUGGUGGAGGUAAAGUUCUCCUAUCAAACAUAUAUGCAGAUGCAGGAAGGUGGGAGGAUGUAUCAUUGGUAAGAAGAAUCAUGCAGAAUCAGAGAAUGGAGAGAACGCCUGGGUGCAGUGGUGUUAUAAGGUAGUUAAAGGAGCUUCAAUUCACUUACAUUGUUUUGCUAAUUUUAAGGAUGAAGAUGUUAAACUUUCAGUAUUAACAUCAACGUCACUUUUAUCCCAAUCUAAGGCAUGCUGAUCUUUCAUUAUGAAAUUUUUUUAAGGAAUUAUCAUGGAUCCAGGUUAUAUAAAUUGUCUAGAAUUACCCCUUAUUAGUUGUGCUUUAGGUAUACUGUUAUUAUUAUAUAUGAGCUUCAAAAUAAUUUGUUUUGGAACCUGGAAAUAAGGGAAAUCCAGACUAUACUCGGUCAUUAUGCACUAUUGGAAGUAAAAAAUGUGAGGUUGCUGAUACCAAACCGGAAGAUCCUGAUCCAACAUUCUAGUAGAUGUGGGGAGCUAAUAGGAAUGCUAUUAACGGUCAAGGAUGUCUUAAAACUUCUGUUAUACUUCGGUCUUGUUAUGACCGACAUUUAAUAUAACUGUUAAGAUAAUAGGUAGAGUUUAGGAAUGAUGACCGACUAUUUGUCUUUUGAUGUGUUGAGGAGCUAUUGAGUUUGAAUAGAUUUUAGCGAAGAAACAUAAUUUG
Molecule: messenger RNA, 2669 nt
Organism: Gastrolobium bilobum
Lineage: Eukaryota; Viridiplantae; Streptophyta; Magnoliopsida; Fabales; Fabaceae
Product: pentatricopeptide repeat-containing protein At5g19020, mitochondrial
Exons: 1
Coding region: 1-2112 (703 amino acids)
Biological process (GO): RNA modification
Molecular function (GO): RNA binding; protein binding
Source: RefSeq, a predicted model, not a curated record